Messenger RNA from Paraphaeosphaeria sporulosa, 3415 nucleotides. RefSeq names its product ARM repeat-containing protein. NCBI's taxonomy places the organism in Eukaryota, Fungi, Ascomycota, Dothideomycetes, Pleosporales, Didymosphaeriaceae. Gene Ontology annotation, biological process: post-transcriptional regulation of gene expression. The transcript is spliced from 7 exons. The record is from RefSeq and is a predicted model, not a curated record. Gene Ontology annotation, molecular function: mRNA binding. Bases 192 to 3236 code for a protein of 1014 amino acids. Gene Ontology annotation, cellular component: cytoplasm.
GAGCCCUUCCUCUCGGAGCGCGGACGGACCACACGCUGCCGCGGCUCAGCGCUUGGGACCACUCCACCGUAGCCCAGCGAACCUCUCGCAAGCAAUACCAACGACGAAUUUCCCCCAGACAGAACCGCAGCACCCAGGCCAGCGAGGGCGCCCGCCCUGUGUACCUAUUACUGUUGUAUUUCUAGUACAAAAUGGCCUUCUCCACGGGUAUUGGAGAGCGCAGUGGCCUCCGGUCGCCUCGCGAAGAGUCGUCGUUCGCUUCCCUCAACCUUACGAGCCCUCUGCGUGCCGUCGGUAGCCAGAUGGGAUCUUCCUCUGCCAGCGAUGCCCGCGGCCAGCUGCACCGACGAUUCACUACGAACAACAUCCCAACACUGAGCACCCCUCUGUCCCCGAUUGGGCAGCAGCGAAGACAGGCGGCUGAGCCGACCGACUUCACCACUACCACCGCGACAUACCAUAAACUGCAAGUGCUUGAGAAGAAGAAGCUCGAAUACGAGUAUAUGAAAGAGCAGCGACGUCGUAUCGAAGCUGAAAUGGAACUCAUUGAUAUGCAGUCGCGUCAAGAAGAGGAGGAGAUUAAUCGCCUUUCCUCCGACAUCAGGUACGGCAAGCACAGCACACCGUCUACCCCGCCCGAGUACGCAAACAAUACCGGUUUUCCGUCGUCUUUCUCGCGACCCAAUCGUUUCAGCAUGUCGGCCAUCAAUCCCGGCUUGACGACUCCUCGCGGAAGUCGCGCGGGGUCCCAAAUCACCUCGCCGCCAUCCGCUCGUUCGCAGCAGGGCAACGGCUUCGCGGCGCAGUCUAUGCCCGGCUCACGUCGCAACUCCGACGAGGACGGCGAUGACUUCAACGACCAAUUCACGCCCGAGAGUCCGGUCCAUAUCCGCAACCCGAACCGGUUCUCUAUGCCCCCACUUGGAGCUCGCAACAACGAAGUCAACAUGCCAGACAUGGGUUCGGUUCUCGAUUUCCUCAAGGACGAACACGAGCAGAGCCCGUCCACUGCUGGCGCGCCCUACUCAUUGCAAAUGAACACUACGAAAGAGGGGGUUCCUAUCUUGGUACGUCAGAAUGGUAAUGGAAACGGCAUUAAGCUGUCUUCCUCAUCUGCUGCUCUUGAUCUCGCGCUUUCGCAAUCACCUGGUCCAGACGGCCAGUCCACCGGUUGGGGUGGCCACCGCCACCGUCACGCACAACAGUCGCUCCCUACUAACACUCUUCGUAAGGAUUCUCAAGCUGAAGAGUAUGAUGGCCAGACCAACGGCGACAAGACACCCAAGUCCACCGCCAGCAACCGUCGUUCAAUUGACUUGUACGCUCUGAGCAGCCCUCAGCGCGCCGCCUAUACCAACGGUAUGCCAAAGCUCCAGCAGUCGUUCUCCAGCAACGAUGUGCCAACCCUGAAGAACGGCGAUGGUCCUGUUAAUGGUUUCGGUCCCAAGACCCACGCUGAGCAGCAUCUGCGCAACCAUAACGCCAAUUUGGGCCGUGUCCCGGCGAACGCCAUGGCUAACCGCCACAGCCGUGAGUUGUCUGCCAGUCUGAACAAGGAGCAGGACUACCGCAACGGUGCUCCCUUUGGAUCCGCCCUUCAUGCGAGCGCCGCUCCAUUCGGCCCUGUUCUCCCGUCUCCUGCGGUCACUAGCGCAAUGACCUCGCCCGUACCUUCGAUGUACUCGAUGUACUCCAACGGCGGCUCACCAGGCCCUGCUUACGUCGGAUAUGGCAUGUCCGCCUUGAACAACGCCAUUGGGGGAAUGUCUCUUUCGCAAGGCCCGAUGUAUCCGCCCAUGUAUGCUGGUCCUCCUGGACCGCCCGGUCCGCAGCAAUUCGGCAGCUAUAACCCCUAUACCACCUACGGUCGUGAUGGACAGCCCCAGGACAGUCAGGCGCGCGUGAUUCAGAGCCGUCGCAUGCAAAACGAUGCCAAUCGCUUCUUGAACUAUGACCUGAAGACAAUGGCACGACAAGACAUCUACACCUUGUGCAAAGAUCAGCACGGCUGCCGUUUCCUCCAGAAGAAGCUUGAAGAAAAAGAUCCUGAGAACGUGCAGAUCAUCUUCGAGGAGACUGCUCCUCAUGUGGUCGAGCUUAUGACGGACCCAUUCGGCAACUACCUCUGCCAGAAGCUGUUGGAGUUCAGCACCGAUGAACAGCGCAACACUUUGGUGCGCAACGCCGCUCCGUCGCUGGUCUCCAUCGCUCUCAAUCAGCAUGGUACUCGUGCUUUGCAGAAGAUGAUUGAGUUCAUUUCCACCCCCGAGCAGAUCCAAGUCAUCAUCAACGCUCUGAGUGGCGAGGUUGUUGCCCUCAUCCAGGACCUCAAUGGCAAUCACGUCAUCCAGAAGUGCCUGAACCACCUCAAGUCCGAGGAUGCUCAAUUCAUCUUCGACGCUGUUGGCGACAACUGCGUUGCCGUCGGCACACACCGCCACGGUUGCUGCGUCCUCCAGCGCUGCAUUGACCACGCCUCUGGCUACCAGAAGGUCCAGCUCGUUCGCCAGAUCACGGCCAACAGCUUCAACUUGGUCCAGGACCCCUUUGGCAACUACGUUGUGCAGUACAUUCUGGAUCUUAAUGAGAUGAGCUUCACCACCCCGCUCUGCCUCAACUUCCAAGGACACAUUGCGGAGUUGUCCAAGCAGAAGUUCAGCUCCAACGUCAUCGAGAAGUGCGUCCGUUGUGCAGACAUGGACACCAAGGCUGUCAUGAUCCAUGAGAUGAUGCAAGAGGAGGAGCUCGAGAAGCUUAUGCGCGACUCAUACGGCAACUAUGUCAUCCAGACCGCACUGGAGUUUGCGCCUGCAGAGCUCUGCAUCCACUUGAUCGAGGCCAUGCGUCCCAUCUUGCCCGGUAUCCGCCAGACGCCCUAUGGCCGCCGCAUUCAGAGCAAGGUUCAGGAGCGUGAGUCUCGCCUCGCUGCAUAUGCCGGUGGUCGUGCUUCUGGACAUGUUUCUCCUCACGGCACGAGUGCUCCGGGCCAAAACCCGGCCUAUGCUGGCGCUGGCCCAAUCUCCUCUGGCUACACCACGGCUCCUAUGUAUACCGCAGCCGCAAGCUAUGGCACCAACAUCGCUUCGCCGCAGCCCCACCGCAUGAGCAACCCGCCGCUCCCGUCGCAAUUGCAGAACACUGUACAGUACCCUUCCUACCAGUUCAGCAAUGGCAUGCCCAAUGGCAACGGUCAUGCGAACGGCAACUUCAACGGCGGCAGCGGAAACUUCUUCUAGUAGACGAGUUACGAUGACGAACGUUACGGCCACCGUCUGAAGCAUCUUAUCGGGAUAUCACUUGCGGGUGCACGUUGCCCUACCAGUUGUCAAAGCUCUCUGGUGUUGGCAUUAUCUCGUUGAGAUUUAUUUCAUUUACUACGAUCUGUCUUUCAUGGGUAGGAAGUUCAUUCCUAGGG